CGCCCGCCCCGCCGAGCAGCACCGCGCGCUGGAUGGAAGAGCCGCCCCCCGCCGCCAGGCGCCCGGGGCCCGGCCGGGCAGCGCGGCCUCGGCGCCCGCAGCGCCGCCAGUGAUGGGCUGGGCUGAAGAAGAAAUGCUUCCUGAAUGGGGCUGACACUGCAGUCGCUGGAAUAUGCAGGCCAGGGGCCUUCCUGGCAGUGCCAACAGAGUGGACUGUGCCAAGGAGCCAAUUGCCAAGUUGCACAGGGGGGCCACGGCCGGAAGGCAUGGUGACAACUUUCAAGAUUGCCGUGCUUGGGGCUCAAGGGGUUGGAAAGAGCGCCAUCGUCCGACAGUUCCUCUACAACGAAUUCAGCGACGUCUGCGUGCCCACCAAGACGCGGCGCGUCUACCUGCCAGCCGUGGUCAUGAACGGCCAUGUGCACGACCUACAGAUCAUGGACUUCCCGCCCAUCACAUCUUUCCCAGUUAACACUCUGCAGGAGUGGGCAGACGUGUGCUGCAGGGGGCUCCGGAGUGUCCAUGCCUACAUCCUGGUCUAUGACAUCUGUUGCUUUGACAGCUUUGAGUAUAUCAAAACUAUUCGACAACAGAUCCUGGAAACAAGAGUCAUUGGCACAACAGAGACACCCAUCAUUAUCGUGGGCAACAAGCGGGACCUGCAGAGAGGCCGAGUCAUCCCCCGCUGGAACGUCUCCAACCUAGUAAAAAAGACCUGGAAAUGCGGCUAUAUUGAGUGCUCAGCCAAAUAUAAUUGGCACAUCCUGCUGCUCUUCAGUGAGCUCCUCAAGAGUGUGGGCUGUGCCCGCUGCAAGCACGUUCAUACCACCAUCCGCUUCCAGGGGGCACUGCGCAGGAACCGUUGCACCAUUAUGUGAGGCUUGCUCACUAUGCCCAUGCAUACACACAGAGACCAGAGCCUUCUCUAAACUGGAGGAGCACGGCCAGGAGGACACAAGCAACUCUAUUUUAAAAGGAAGCAAUGUCAGUGGCAUGCCCAUCUCUCCUGGAUGAAGCCUCAGCAUGACCUGCCUCAUCCCUGCCUAUCCUUAACAUACCAAUGGCAUGGCCUGUAGAUUCAAGGCAGUGGUGUCAUGCUCUGCCUUCCACUCCAUCAGCUGCAUUGGAUCAUGGACUGAACUAUGCAGUAUUUCAUAAGAGAAAAGAGGUUAACUGUCACCGUGGAGAGAGAAGGGACAGGGGAAGUCUCUCUGUUUAUAUUGCAGACAGUUGGUGAGCCAUGACAGCAUGGAGCAAGGCAGAGCUGGGAGGCUACCACUUGGCUAUUACCGAAGGGUAACAGAUUGGGUAGCCAGCUCGCCUUUCAGGGAGUGGAUAUCACAUACGAAGGAAGGUCCUAGAUUAAAACCUCAGAUCCAAACACUUCCAAAUUUUGGAGGUGUUUUGAUCCAGAAUUUUACUCAUUAGGCCCAUCUAUGACACAGCAGAUAUGGGGCUCUGUAGUGGGGCAUGGGGACACAGCGCUAUCUGAGUAAGAACUAGAAUUCAAACCUGAUCAUUGGGCUUGGCACCCACCAGUUGAUCCAUGGCAGAAGGGAGAUGAUGUCAGGAAGAUCGUGGUCCUAAAGCUCAGUUUAUAAACCUCCAGAGCAGGUCAGGAUGUCACCACAUCUCUCUGUCUUGGGCGAGUCACGGUCACAGUGCAUUUGUCUCUUCCCCUGGCCAUUUGCAUUGUGCCUUAUGACUGCUAUUCUGUGCUUAGCCAGGCCCAUCUUAUAGCUCUCCUGAUCAGGAAUAUGCCCUUCCCCACCCUGUCCCCUGUCCAUGGCUUGCACCUUCUCUGAACCACUUAUUCACCUCUGUCGCCAUGGGUUCCUGACUAUAUACACUGCACUGUCAGUGUGCACUCCGUGAGUUUGUCCUGCCACGUAGCUGUAUGCAUCUGGCCCAUCAUGAGUCUGCUCCCCGCAUAAGUCUAUUCCACCGUACAUCAGACUGUCAUAUAAGGCCUAUUUUCCCCAGCACCUGUCCUGCUAUAGGUUUCACUCUUCCAUACUUUUUCUUUCUGUAUGUCUGUCCCAUCAUGCUUUUCUCUCCCAGUGUCAAUCCCAUCCUGCAUCUCCUCCUCUGCAGACUUCUUUCCCACAAUUCCAAGCACAAUCUUUCAUCACUUAGUGAAGGCAAAAGACGGGAGUGGCAGGAAACUCUCAGGGCCCAGUCAUUUUUGUGUGGGGAUGCAUGAAGCUCUCAUUGACAUUGAUGAACAGGCCCUGUUGGUUUCCUCUGGACAGCCUCCUACUCUUGACAGGUGGUAGAUUUCCAGAGAGAAUGGGCUGUCCUGUUAACAUCAACUGGAUCCUGUUAACACCAACUACCUAAUGCAAACAUGUUCCCGAGUGGAGUGAAGCUUCAUUCACCUUUGGCCCGCUGUGGUGACCAGAGGUGUCUUCACUGCGCUCAGGGACACAAGGAACCAACCAGCCUUAAAUCAACAGGCCAUUCAUUCUCCCAGCAGGAGAGAAACGUGUCAGCAGGGAAGCCAAAUCCUCCUUCCUUUCACCCUUUCUAUCUGGAGCUUCCUCCCUCGAAGGACAGAGUGGCCUGACAGCACAAGGCACAGCUGAAUUGAGGGUUUUAUUUUUUUAUUUCCGGAGAGAAUUUUCCGAUGGUACCAAAAAAGAAAAGAAAUUACCCCAAAAAGUUAGGUCCUACCCUCCUGUUUUCUUCUGAUCUAUUUCUACAAGCUCAGAGCCUUUUUUAGAAUCUCAGUAACAUGAGCCCAUGUCUAAGAGGCCCCCUUACUGCUGCAUCUGUGUCCACAUUCACACAUAAGUGCAUGUCCACCCACCUUCCUGCUAAUGACCAAGAUUUGCCAGCUGUUUUUUUUUCCUUCCUCCUUUUUAUCUUUUUCUCAUUCCUUGUUUCAAACAAGCUACUCCAUCAAAAGGUAGGUUUAAAGCAAAAUGAUCCUGGUAUUCUAGGGGCAGUACCACCCCCCCACAACACAACCCGCAUCUAACUACACCGGCUUUGUCAGAAAGGUACUGGAUUCUACCUCUUCUUGCUAGAUCUGACCACUGUCAGUUGUGUACAAAUUAGAAAAUGAUUAUAAUACUGAAACAAAACUAGGCAUCAGCCUACUUGAAGGAUAAAGAAAAUACUGUAUAUACAAGUAUAAGCUGACUUACUGAGUGACAGAGAUACUUUGGCUAAUAUAAACGUAUGGUAGGACUUAUGUUAAUGUACACCAAACCAAUUUUGCCUCCCUUUGUGCAAAGGAUCAUUUGUGUCAAUACAUAUCAGGUCUGAUGACAAAAAGUCAUCCCCAGCUCCAUACACAUCACUUGUGGGGACUAGUUUAUUAACAGCAUAGGAGAUGAAAGAAAAGUCAAAUACCAUUAGAAACUCAUCUGCUGCACAGUUUUACAUAAGUUGCCCACUAAAUUUACCUUGGCUUAAGGCUACCUUGUAAGGACUGAUAGACAUGUACAUUUUUCAGUGACUCAGCUUAUAUGCAGGUAUAUACAAUUUCCUAACAAGUAAAGCUGUCUCCUUAAACUGUUUAAAAGGGCUCAUAGGCAGCUACAGUGGAUCUCAACUUCCCAAUGAAAGCAGCUUAAUUCACAAACACACAUACACCCCGUGGAGCCCAGGAUUGUUGUAAUAAAACAAGUGAGACUUAAGAGAGAGGGUUCAUUGUCCAGGCUUUACAAUGAGGAUCUGCUGUAAAUACCACUGUUAAAUUUUCUAGGCUCUUCUGUUAUCACUUUUUCCUAAACAAUCCUUUCUCUAAAUAAAACUCUUACAAGAAACACUGAUGCCAUCUCAUGGCAGACUCCUGAACGGCAUUGUGUCAAUACUGAAUUUGUUUGAAGGCAAGCUGCAAAGGAAUGAGAAGUAGGGUAUGAGCCUUUUUUUUUCCUUAUUUAUGAUAGAUGAUUGAGGCCUGUAUUUUUUUUUAAGUUUCAUUUCUGCUUUUAUAUUACAAAGUCAGCUUUUUGUCUAUUCUUUUUUCCCCCAAGAAGACUCUACGGACAAGUGGAGACCUGUUUGGGUUAUAACAUCAGAGACAUCUUCUAGGUGAAACCAGACUGGGAGGAGAAUGGAUUUUUAUUUAGUCUUUUUCAAAGGGGCUGUUUUGUUAGACCCUCUAACUCAAACACCUGAGAAAAAAAGAUGUUUUUGUUAAAGAGUCAAUUUGGGUAGAAAAAGCUCCCAAUCCUUAUCAGAGACCAGCAUGUUCUCUAGCCUGCCCAGCCUGGAACAUCUAUGGUAAAAAAAGUAAUAAUAAUAAAAAAAGCAAAUAAGAAAAUCCAGGCCUCCUUUAGCUAGGAAAAAGACAAAAGCCCAAUAUUUUGUCCUUCACAGGUCCCAUUUCACAGAAAUGCUAUUAUCAGCUUGGUAACACUUUUUAUUAAGAGUACAUUAAAAAAAAAAAACCCUCAAGUUUCACUUUUAUGACCCAGUCUGUGGCACUUUGCUGUUAAGCAUUUUACAGUCUCCAAAGGUACUUGGUAGAAUAUGGAUUACACUGAGGUCAGUUUUGCAGCUGGAAUUGUGGUUAGCUUUCAUUUCCACUAGAGAGGAUAGCAGAGUAGCAUGAAAGCAAGAAAAACUUGCAGCAAAGCUAUAGCAACCUAGUUCUUUACAUUUGUUACAAUGCUGCAUAUUAUAGACAGUUGGCACUUCACUGUACCCACAGGGAACAUGUUGGCACCUAAGAUCUAUUGCUCAAAAAAAAAAAAAAAAAAAAAGUGUAGGUCCUUAUCACGUCAGGUAAAGAAGAUCUAUUAUCAUUAUUGCAUCUGUGACACACAGUUGAGUCAGUCCAGUAAAAGGCAGUGAUACAUAUUCAUAACAACCAGUACAUUAUGCUAUAAAUAAUCAAUUGUAAAUUCUAGGCUUAUGAGUCCACUGAGAAUCAUAGAUGAUUACCCAAACUACUCAGGCUCUGUGAUCAAGGUCAGUAGAAGCUCUUGCUGGAACUGUCAUCCUAGAAUUAACUCUUUUUUGUUAUUUAUCCUGUACCCUGCACGUACUACAAAAUGUAACAUGCUUUGCUACAGGUUGUCCUAAUGCAGGGGAGGGCAAUUAUUUGAGCUGGCGGGAGUUUUGGUGAGCCGUUGCAGGCUGGGUCAGCACUCCUGCUCCCCCCACCCCCAGCUCACCCAGACUCCCUAAGUGGUCCCUGCAGGCAGAGAGUGCUCAGCCAGGUGGAUGGGAUGGGAUGGGGCAGCGGGUAGGGAGUGGCGUCUGGGCAUGAGGCAGCUGGGGCUGGGACCAGGAUCUGGAUUGCAAGGUGGCGAUAGCGCAGGCCCAGGGCCCAGGGCAGAGGUGUGAUCUACUCCCUGCAUGAUGGAUUGUAACUGGCCCAACCUGGGAGGGGGACGGAGCAUACUCCUGUGACCUGGCCCCAUGAACCCAUCCCAGCACAGGCACAUGUGGGCAGCCCCAGUACAGUGCAGCUGCGGAGCAGCACAGCCUGGCAGUGCAGGGUGGCCUAAUCUGGUCCCAGUGUGUAUUGGGGCUGCCCACGUUCACCUGUGCUGGGGUGGGGGCAGCAGGGGCCAGCCCAUGGCUGUACUCUGCCCUCCUCCUGGGUCGGACUGGUCACAGUCCAUUGUGGGGAGAAGAUCAUGGUCACCACCCCACAAUCCUGGCCCCAGUCCCACCUGCCCCACUCCCAGAUGCUGCUUCCUGCCCAUCUGCGGCCCCAUCCUAUCUGCUUGGCCCAGCGCACUCUGCCUGCAGGGGUCCCAGGCCAGGCUUCAUGGAGACCCUGCCUGCUCUGUCCAGCACCCCCAGUGGUGAGUGUGGGGUGGACAGGCUGGGGUGCCCAGGCAGCAGGGCUGGGUCUAGCAGCAGCAGUGACACUGUCAGUGACAGCCAGAAGGAGCUGCCACAGCCAAGCCUUCCAAGAAGUGAAGUCCGUCCGUAGCACCACCCCAGCCCCACUGUGCACCCGGGGUGGUGAGACUGGCACUACGGCCCAAGCUGCUCCCUGCACUUGGGCCGGAUAACAUCCCUUGGCAGGCUGGAUCCAGCUUGCGGGCUGUAUUUUCCCCACCCCUGUCCUCAUGCCAGCUUUUUGAUAUUCGUUGACACAUUACGUCCAAGUUAUUGUUCUCUUGUUUGAUAAGAAAACUCAUUUGUAAAUGCAUAUAAUAAUUAUAGCAUUUAUAGCGUGCUAUAAUGUAAACAUAUCACCUAGUAAGCCAAUACAUAGAGUAUUAUAACCCUGUAGCUUGCAGUUCAUCGCACAGUUACAGGUUUUAAUAUUUUGAAAUACGUUCUAAAUAUAAUUAUGUUUUAUAGUAAUUUAUAGGCAGAAAAAUAUAUUCGUAUUGACAAUACUUAUCAUUUAUAAAGUGCUUUUCAGCUUGGAUGUGAACUGCAGUUACAAACACCAAAUCCUCACAACCACCCUGAGGGUUUAGUUAUAAUUAUUACAGGCAGGAAUUCUAAGGUAGAAAAAUUAACUCUGUUACCCAGGGUAACAGAAAUUGCUGUUGGCAAAGCUGAAAUUAGAACGGAGGAGUUCCCUACUGCCAGUCCCAUGCUAAGAGCACCAGACGGUGUUAGCUGGUGUUGGUACUGGGAUGUGACCUCACCAACAGGUGGGAGAAAGAAACAAGGUCAGUAAUAUUUACAAAGAAGCUCUUUUUGAAUGGUUUAAUCACAAAUUUAUUUAUCAAUCAAUAAACUGUUUACAAAUCAACCCUUAAUAUAAAGUGUUACCAUACUCUUCCUAUAAACAAGUUUCUGGUAUAAGAAGGAACAUUUCUCAAUCUGUAUUUUAUUCACUCAACUCUAUUUCCAUGGCAGGAAAAUUGUUCCCAAGCCUUCUUAGCAGAUGUCUUCCCUGGGAGGCAGAGGGGAGCCUUGCACCGCUCUUUGCUCUGUGCACCUGUUGUUCAUCCUUCUAUCUUGGAGGAAAUGUGCAGACUGAAGUGGGAUUUAUUUAGUUCUCUAUCCCCACCCCCCCCGGGCACAUUCUUUCUUCUGUUUAGUCUGGGGCUUUCUUGGACCUGGGUUUCUACUUCCUCUUUGAUUUCUUGUUAGAGAGUCCUUGAGAUGUCUGUAAAGCCUGUAACACACUGUACCCCUGUUAUUUGAAAUCAGAUUAAAAUCAGGUAUGUUUUCCCUUGUUCUGUA
Molecule: messenger RNA, 7116 nt
Organism: Alligator mississippiensis (American alligator)
Lineage: Eukaryota; Metazoa; Chordata; Crocodylia; Alligatoridae
Gene: RASL10B
Product: RAS like family 10 member B
Exons: 4
Coding region: 267-878 (203 amino acids)
Molecular function (GO): GTPase activity; GTP binding
Source: RefSeq, a predicted model, not a curated record